AUGGGUUACCACCCCAAUUCACCUCCGUUUAUUCUUUGUUUAUAUCUAUCUAUUUUAAUCUCUGUUCAUAUCUAUUUUAGUCUUUGUUCGCUAUCUAUCUAUCUAUCUAUCUAUCUAUCUAUCUAUCUCAUUCUGUAUUCAUAUCUAUCUAUCUAUCUAUCUAUCUAUCUAUCUAUCUAUCUAUCUAUCUAUCUAUCUAUCCCAUUAUCUAUCUAUCUAUCUAUCUAUCUAUCUAUCUAUCUAUCUAUCUAUCUAUUGCAUUCUGUAUUCAUAUUUAUCUAUUUUAAUCUGUAUUCAUAUCUAUCUAUCUAUCUAUCUAUCUAUCUAUCUAUCUAUCAUCUAUCUCAUUCUGUAUUCAUAUCUAUCUAUCUAUCUAUCUAUCUAUCUAUCUAUCUAUCUAUCUAUCUAUCCCAUAUCUAUCCCAUUAUCUAUCUAUCUAUCUAUCUAUCUAUCUAUCUAUCUAUCUAUCUAUUGCAUUCUGUAUUCAUAUUUAUCUAUUUUAAUCUGUAUUCAUAUCUAUCUAUCUAUCUAUCUAUCUAUCUAUCUAUCUAUCUAUCUAUCUAUCUAUCUAUCUAUCGCAUUCUGUAUUCAUAUCUAUCUAUUUUAAUCUGUAUUCAUAUUCAUUCAUCUAUCUAUCUAUCUAUCUAUCUAUCUAUCUAUCUAUCUAUCUAUCUAUCUAUCUAUCUCUACACAUGCACAUCAUCUCGCUAUGGUGCAAUUAAAUCCCAGAAAAUAUCUGAUAAAAAAAAAAUCGAUUCGCACUUAGUUUUUCGACGCAAUAUUUCCUUUUUCCUUUUUCUUUCCUUUCGUUCUGAUAACCCCCAAUUAGACAAUCUAUCUAUCUUUCCCAGUAUGUUCAUAUCUAUCUAUCUAUCUAUCUAUCUAUCUAUCUAUCUAUCUAUCUAUCUAUCUAUCUGUUUUUCUGUCUCCCAGUUUCUAUCUAUCUAUCUAUCUAUCUAUCUAUCUAUCUAUCUAUCUAUCUAUCUCAAUUUGAACAGUAUGUAUGCAUCUAUCUAUCUCUAUCUGUCUCAGUCUGGACAGUAUAUAUCUAUCUGUAAAUUAAAUUUUUGUUUGAACAGUAUCUAUCUAUCUAUCUAUCUAUCUAUCUAUCUAUCUAUCUCCGUUUAA
This is a messenger RNA of Acanthosepion pharaonis, 1128 nucleotides long. Lineage: Eukaryota; Metazoa; Mollusca; Cephalopoda; Sepiida; Sepiidae. The record is from the annotation of a GenBank genome assembly.